GCCCGCGGCCCGGGCAGCGCGCAGCGACCCCCGGCCGCGCCAGGCAUGUGAAGAUGUCAGUGGGCUGUGCAUGCCCUGGCUGCUCCUCUAAGUCGUUCAAGCUGUACUCGCCCAAGGAGCCCCCGAACGGCAACGCCUUCCCCCCCUUCCACCCGGGCACCAUGCUGGAUCGAGAUGUGGGACCUACUCCCAUGUACCCACCCACGUACCUGGAGCCGGGAAUCGGGAGGCACACGCCGUACGGGAACCAGACCGACUACAGGAUAUUUGAGCUCAAYAAGCGGCUGCAGAACUGGACGGAGGAAUGUGACAAUCUGUGGUGGGACGCCUUCACCACGGAGUUCUUCGAGGAUGAYGCCAUGCUAACAAUCACUUUCUGCUUGGAGGAUGGACCAAAGAGAUACACGAUCGGCCGGACUCUGAUUCCCCGCUACUUCCGCAGCAUCUUUGAAGGGGGGGCCACCGAGCUCUACUACGUGCUCAAGCACCCCAAGGAGUCGUUCCACAACAACUUCGUCUCGCURGACUGUGACCAGUGCACCAUGGUGACCCAGCACGGCAAGCCCAUGUUCACCCAGGUGUGCGUGGAGGGGCGGCUCUACUUGGAGUUCAUGUUUGAUGACAUGAUGAGGAUAAAGACGUGGCAUUUCAGCAUCCGCCAGCAUCGAGAGCUCAUCCCCCGCAGCAUCCUUGCCAUGCAUGCACAGGACCCCCAGAUGCUGGACCAGUUAUCCAAGAAUAUCACCCGCUGUGGGCUCUCAAACUCCACACUCAACUACCUCCGACUCUGUGUAAUCCUAGAACCAAUGCAGGAGCUCAUGUCACGGCACAAGACCUACAGCCUCAGUCCCCGGGACUGCCUCAAGACUUGCCUGUUCCAGAAGUGGCAGCGGAUGGUGGCCCCGCCUGCGGAGCCAGCGCGGCAGCAGCCCAGCAAGCGCCGGAAAAGGAAGAUGUCGGGGGGCAGCACCAUGAGCUCCGGCGGGGGAAACACCAACAACAGCAACAGCAAGAAGAAGAGCCCGGCCAGCACCUUUGCCCUGUCCAGUCAGGUACCUGAUGUGAUGGUGGUAGGCGAGCCCACGCUGAUGGGGGGGGAGUUUGGGGACGAGGACGAGCGGCUCAUCACCCGGCUGGAGAACACGCAGUUCGACGCCGCCAACGGCAUCGACGACGAGGACAGCUUCAACAACUCGCCGGCGCUGGGGGCCAACAGCCCCUGGAACAGCAAACCGCCCUCCAGCCAGGAGAGCAAGUCAGAGAACCCCACGUCGCAGGCGUCGCAGUAACGGCCCGGCGGCCGCCGCGUGGACUCAGUCCAAACCG
Messenger RNA from Nothoprocta perdicaria, 1326 nucleotides. RefSeq names its product LIM domain binding 1 (gene LDB1). Gene Ontology annotation, cellular component: transcription regulator complex; nucleus. Gene Ontology annotation, biological process: nervous system development; positive regulation of transcription by RNA polymerase II; negative regulation of transcription by RNA polymerase II. Bases 54 to 1289 code for a protein of 411 amino acids. NCBI's taxonomy places the organism in Eukaryota, Metazoa, Chordata, Aves, Tinamiformes, Tinamidae. The transcript is spliced from 11 exons. The record is from RefSeq and is a predicted model, not a curated record. Gene Ontology annotation, molecular function: LIM domain binding.